Diaporthe citri is the source of this 669-nucleotide messenger RNA. RefSeq lists its product as uncharacterized. The record is from RefSeq and is a predicted model, not a curated record. Bases 1 to 669 code for a protein of 222 amino acids. The transcript has 3 exons. NCBI's taxonomy places the organism in Eukaryota, Fungi, Ascomycota, Sordariomycetes, Diaporthales, Diaporthaceae.
AUGAACGAGACGGCCCAAGAUCUCAUUGCCAAGAUUGAGUUGCCCUACGACCCGGUUGCCCUACAGCAGGAAGGCUUCGAUGUUUCCAAUACUUUCGUCGGCAAACUGGCACCCGACGGCAAGGCAUGGAUCGUCUCAGAGGCGCAAAGAAACGUUCAUGUGUCGGAAAACAAGACCCGUAUUAUCAAGAUGACAUCUUUAGACGGCGAAUACAUGCUGCUGGGACGUAAGUCCGUGGACAACUCCAACAUAUUCGUACAAUACGGACAGGGUGCCACACGGACAGUCAACAUCACCGGCGGCCCUGGCAUUCAAGAGGCAGAAUUUGUGGAUGGCCUGCGGUUCAGUGUGGCUGCAACAACACCCUUCAACAUGAAUGUUGAUAUUCCCAAUGGAGUUGAUCAGGCUGCUUUACCAGAGAAUACAAUACCCCUCAUCAACCCAGACAUGCUUGCCGCAAAGGCACCGGAUCGAAAGCCACAGCAGCUAGUUGUUGCUAGGCGUGCACUUAGUGCCAGCUCAACAGAGAAAUUCUCGGCGCUGGAGAAGCAGAGACUCAACUGGUCCACAAAUAUCAUCAAUGUCGAAAAUGUUCCCCAGCUUGAUGGGCAAUAUAUACUCGUCAUCAUGGGUGAUGGCUUGGGAGAUGCAAGAGAGGACGAUGAUUGA